Messenger RNA from Rhinolophus ferrumequinum (greater horseshoe bat), 2396 nucleotides. RefSeq names its product tRNA methyltransferase 2 homolog A (gene TRMT2A). Gene Ontology annotation, biological process: RNA processing. The transcript has 12 exons. The record is from RefSeq and is a predicted model, not a curated record. Bases 418 to 2211 code for a protein of 597 amino acids. Gene Ontology annotation, molecular function: RNA binding; RNA methyltransferase activity. Lineage: Eukaryota; Metazoa; Chordata; Mammalia; Chiroptera; Rhinolophidae.
AGCAGGCGACAGACACCGGGGUCGGUGCCGGCGCACAGCGAUGACGUCGACGGAAGCUAGGAUAAUAGACACGCGCCACCUAGUCUGCACGAACUGGCCGACGGGAGAGCUGCGGGCGGGGAGAGCGGCGUGCGCGGGGCCUCUGGCGGGCGGGAAGUGUACCCCAUACCCGAGACCGUGGACCUGAGCACCUAGGGUUCCAGUCCUACCCACUCCCUCACGGGGCGGGACCGGGGGCGGCCUCUCGGCGCCGCACCUGUGCUCUGAGCGCCUUCUGUGCGCCAGGCCCAGGGCGAGGAGGCGGAGGCGGCACUUGUGGGGCUUCCAGUCCAGGCCUUGGACAAACUGGACGAUGAAUGAUAAACUCGACAACGAAGUAAAGUGAAGGGAGAUCCUAGCAAGAGACGCGGGGCCGAGAUGGCGGACUGCGUGGGAGGGGCUGGAGGGGGGGGAGAGGGCCCGGGGCCAAUGGAGGGCUGCGACCAGGACAGCAGCAGUGCUCUGGGCAGCCCUGCAGCCCCCGCCCCCCAGAAGGAGACGGAGGAAGAGGGGGCUGGGGCGGCUGCAGAGUCAGGGCCUCAGCCUGGGCUUUACAGCUACAUAAGGGACGACCUGUUCACUUCGGAGAUCUUCAAGUUGGAGCUGCAGAACGUGCCACGCCGCACCAGCUUCAGCGAUGUGCGGCACUUUCUGGGCCGCUUUGGCCUGCAGCCCCAUAAGACCAAACUCUUUGGGCAACGUCCCUGCGCCUUUGUGACAUUCCGCAGUGCCGCUGAGCGGGACAAAGCCUUGCGUGUGCUGCACGGUGCUCUCUGGAAGGGCCGCCCUCUCAGAGUGCGCCUGGCCAGGCCUAAAGCUGAUCCCAUGGCCAGGAAGAGGCAGCGUGAGGAUGAGAGUGAGCCACCAGCCACAUGUGUGGCCGAUGUGGUGACUCCUCUUUGGACCGUGCCCUACACAGAGCAGCUUGAGCGGAAGCGGCUGGAGUGCGAGCAGGUGCUGCAGAGGCUCGCCAAGGAAAUUGGGAGCACCAACCGUGCCCUGGUGCCCUGGCUGCUCUCACAGAAGCACAAGCACAACAAGGCCUGCUGCCCGCUGGAGGGAGUCAGGCCGUCACCCCAGCAGACCGAGUAUCGUAACAAGUGUGAGUUUCUCGUUGGCGUCGGGGUGGAUGGGGAGGACAACACGGUCGGCUGCCGGCUAGGCAAGUACAAGGGUGGGACAUGUGCUGUGGCGGCCCCCUUUGACACCGUGCACAUCCCCAAGGCCACCAAGCAGGUGGUGAAGGCCUUCCAGGAUUUCAUCCGGUCCACUCCAUACUCGGCGUACAACCCAGAGACAUACUCAGGCCAUUGGAAGCAGCUGACCGUGCGCACCAGCCGCCGAGGCCAAGCCAUGGCCAUUGCCUACUUCCACCCUCAGAAACUGAGCCCUGAGGAGCUGGCAGGACUGAAGGCCUCCCUGGCGCAGCACUUCACAGCAGGGCCGGGCAAGGCCAGUGGCGUGACCUGCCUGUACUUUGUGGAGGAGGGACAGCGGAAGACUCCCAGCCAAGAGGGCCUGCCCCUGGAGCACGUGGCUGGGGACCGGUGCAUCCAUGAGGACUUGCUGGGCUUGACCUUCCAGAUCUCCCCUCACGCCUUCUUUCAGGUAAACAGCCCGGCCGCGGAGGUGCUCUACACGGUUAUCCAGGACUGGGCCCAGCUGGACUCCGGGAGCACAGUGCUGGAUGUGUGCUGUGGCACUGGCACCAUUGGCCUGGCCCUAGCCCGGAAAGUGAAGCGAGUCAUCGGGAUUGAGCUGUGCCAGGAGGCUGUGGAGGACGCCCAUGUGAAUGCCCGCAACAAUGAGUUGAGCAACGUUGAGUUCCACUGCGGGAGGGCCGAAGACCUGGUGCCCACCGUGGUGAGCAGACUGGCUUCUCAGCAGCUUGUUGCUAUCCUGGACCCGCCUCGUGCUGGCCUACAUUCCAAAGUGAUCCUGGCCAUCCGCAGAGCUGAGAACCUCAAGCGGCUCUUGUAUGUCUCCUGCAACCCCCGGGCAGCCAUGGGCAACUUUGUGGAACCCCCCAUUGUGAGAUGCUCAUCUUGUUCGAGAGGUAGAGCACCCCGAUGGCACAGGGACCCUGGAGCCAGAGGACCCUCCAGCCAAGGCCCUCAGAUGAUAACCAGCAAGAAACGGGGGCUGCCCCUCCUUAGGCCGCUGGAGCAAUAGAAAUUGGCCCUCCCAGAACAGGGCAGAGUCUGCAUCACGAUCAGAAAUUAAGGGGCUCCUCAAGUCCUUGCCUCACUGCAAGUGCUCAGAGGUAGGAACCAGCAGGACAGAAGACCCAACUGUCCCACCCAAGGCCAGCUGGUCUCUGUGGGCCGUGGGCUCCAACAACCCCUCCCUCCCCCCCC